This is a messenger RNA of Bacillus rossius redtenbacheri, 6772 nucleotides long. Its product is annotated as proteasomal ATPase-associated factor 1-like. Gene Ontology annotation, molecular function: protein binding. The transcript has a single exon. The coding region runs from base 379 to 1611 and encodes 410 amino acids. Lineage: Eukaryota; Metazoa; Arthropoda; Insecta; Phasmatodea; Bacillidae. The record is from RefSeq and is a predicted model, not a curated record.
UACAUACUUACUUCGGAGACUGUGAGCACCACCUUCUUGCUAGUGACAACAAGUAAAUUUAAACAGUAUACACUAAUAUUGGCUUUUAUUUUUUUGGUAGUAUUCCAUCGAAAAGCAUUCGUUUUAACAGGUACACUUUUCACACUUUUUUUUUUAGCUUUUGAUGCACAUUGGGUUGGCACUCAGUUCAUUUCGCUAAAAAAAAUGUUUAGAGUUUUAUCAACGACGUUUUAUAUAUUUGUUGUUGAUGUUGUCUACGGGGGACGAGGGAGUGACUAGAGAUUUGUUUUUGUUUACAUCACAGAAUCCUGUUGUGGUGGCUAGUAAGGCUAGUUAGUUUAUUGUUGUUGGAGAAAUUGCUGCUUUGUUUCGCUAGAAAUGAACGGGCCUCGUGUGCCAGUGCUGAAUAUUCAAAGCGACUGGGACGAAGCCCUACGGAAGAUCAUGGGCGAGUGCUGGGUUUCGUGCAAGUUCCGCGACGAGCCGGGCGUGCACGGGAAGCUGAAGAACGAAGGCGUGCUGAGAGGUGAGCCCGCCUACGCUUCGUCGUGCGACAGCUUCUCGGUGGUCGACUCGCCGCCCUCCACCAUCGCCGUCGUGCACAACCCGUCCCGCCACAAGUGCGUGUUCGUGGCGCCCGUCCGCGCGUUCGGCGCGCUGCACCGCAAGGCGGUGGUGUCUCUGGACGCGGCGGCGGGCGGACUGGGCGUGUCCGCGUGCGCGGAGAAGCUGGUGGUGUGGGACACCAAGCUGGGGCUGGCGCGCCGGGUGCUGGCGGGGCACCUGGGCGACGUGUACCGCUGCCGGUUCUUCCCCUCGGGCGUGGUGGUGCUGAGCGCCGGCGCCGACAUGCAGCUGCGGGUCUGGUCGGCGGAGACGGGCCAGUGUCCCGUCACGCUGCAGGGGCACGCGGCAGCCGUGACGGGGACCUGCGUCGUGGAGCGCGGGAGGAACGUGGUGUCCGUCUCCAAGGACGGCACGGCACGGCUGUGGGACUGCGGGCGGUCGGCCUGCCUCGGCACGCUCGCCAGCCGCGGCGCGCCCGCCAACUGCUGCGCGCUGCUGGCGGUCUCCGGGGAGCCGCACCUGGGCGAGCCCUUGGAGCCGCCGAGCGAGCGCGAGGUCGGCACGGAGGGCAAGCUCCUGGUGCUGGGCUUCGAGGACGGGACGGUGGAGGGCGUCGCCGUGCGGAGCAGACGCAGCGUCUUCAGCUGUGUCCUGCCCUCUGCCGUCAACUGCGUGGCCGCUCUGGCCGACCACGCCUUUGUGGCGGGCUGUCAGGACGGCAGGAUCGCGCUCUUCGACGCGAGGGGCGCGUCGGCGCCUCUCGGGACCUGGUUCGAGUCCAACAGUGCCGUGCUGAGCCUGCUGCCCUUGCUCGGAGGCUUCCUCGCGGGCAGAGCAGAUGGAAUGUGCUCGUACCACCCGUGUCCGAGCGACGGUCCGGACUCGUUCAGGAUAGCGCUGACGGGGUCUGACUGUGACGCCAUCUACGAUAUGGCGUGUGACGGGUUGUACGUCUUCACUGCGUGCAGAGAUUCAGUGAUUCGAAAAUACGAUGUGCACACGAUCAAAGAAUGUCUGCAAGACAGUAGCACAUUCAGUGAUUGAAAACUGUGGUGCCAACUAACAGUGCAUUUUGGUUUUUGACAUUAUUAACAAGAAUGCACUAAUUUUUUUCAGUUACCUUUGUGCAUAUUACUUUCAACUUUCAUUGGAUCCAUAACCUUUUCAAAUAGGUAGUUACAUUUUUGUGAAACAUCACAUUUUAUUGUUUGUACUAUUAUUUUAUAAGUAAUUCCAUAAUACUGGGCAGAACAAAUCAAAGUUCCACUAACACCAGAGGUAUACAAAAAAAAUUUAGGAGUAUGUAUGUACCUGUCUUAGAUUUAUGUACAGGUAUAGACGAUACUUCCCCAUUUAAAAUUUGUAGUUUGACUGCUAACAGUAUUAAUUUACAUAUACCACUUAUUGUUUUUGGUGAUAUUUUUAACUUUAUCCUUAAGUUAUUUUUUGAAAAUGUGUCUAGUUACUUUGAAAUUGCAAUGAUCAACGCUUGUUUUCUUUGUAAAAAUUAUACUUUUUUCUACUAGCGAUUUCUCCCAUACAAAAUAUUAACUUUCUUUCUCUUUCAACUUAAGCGUAUACUUAUAAAUAAAACUACUCACUGUGCUUCCUGAAGUGUAAGCAAAGUUAGAGAAAAGGGUAUAUCCACUUUACAGUAGGUACUUAUUUUCUAUUAUUCUCUGUUAUUUUUAAUUUUUAUUUUCUUGAUUGCUAGCUUAUGUUAGGUUGGCAUUGUUACCCUUGGAUGUGUUUGGUUAAAAAGCAGAAGAAAACCUAAGCAGGUAUACUCAAUGUGCUCGCAUUACAGGAAGCAGAAUGGCUUGAAUCUUAGACAAUGGCAAUAAAGAAAAAUUGUUUAAUUGAAAGUAACAAAAUUAUUAAUACAUUAUUACUCUGUCAGAUUAAGUUUUAAUUUUUUUAACAUUAAUCGGGGCAACAGAUCUGCGACUGACUUAUUUUUCAUUAGUGUUUGGAAUGAUAUAAAGGCUCACAUGUAAUGUAGUUUCAGGCAUAUAAGAUGACACGGCGUGUUAAAUGAGGUCAGCUAUUUCUGACUUGCAUUUAGUUUUUAUGACACCUUACAUCAGUUUAUAUCUGCACUUAAAACAUAAAUAGUUGGAGACUGUCCGCUUAGAUCACGUGUAAAAUUUUUCAGAAAAGGUUUUAUCUUACAUUCCUUAUAUUUGUUAAUAGUAGAUCUAUUUGGUAAUAAAUAUUUAAGUUCAGAAUUUUCAUAUAAAUGAAUAAAUAUUUGUGUAUGUGUGUGCAGGGGCAUAGCCGGGGGGGGGGGGGGGGGGGGGGUUAGGGGUUCAACCCCCCCCCCCCCCCCCCCGUUAGCACUAAAUGUUUAAUUAAUUUCUUAUUCAUCACUCAAACAAAUUUCAUAUUAAAAUUAAAAAAAUUUUUACCAUUACAAUAUUUAAAUUUAAGUACCCAAAACUGCUUAAAUAGAACUAUUUUACACCUUAAAAUCCAAAUUUUCCCCCGGACCCCCCGCUUUAAUACGGGGGAGCAUGCUUCUUAACACCCCCCAAACACAAAUCCUGGCUAUGCCACUGUGUGUGUAUAUACACACUUAUACACAGAGGCGCAACAACUAAAUUUCCAGGGGGGGCAAUAUACCUUUUUAUAAAGAAUCAUCGAACCCCCCUAUUGAAGCGAGGGGUCCGGGGGUCCUUCCCCGGGAAAAUUUGUAUUUCAAGGUGGAAAAUGGUGCUAUUUAAGCAGUUUUGUUACCAAAAAAUUGAUUACACAGCACUUUCUUUGCCCCCGUUUGCCCCCACUUCAAGGUUUCAGAGGGGGGGCAAAAUACCCUUCACCCCCCCCCCCCCCCCCCCUGUUGUUGCACCCUUGCUUAUACAUAAACACAACCCUGUAAUAUAAAAAUAAAAAGUCAUUGUAAAACUUUAUUGAAAGAUCCUGAAAAAGUUCUGAAAUUGGUUUACCAAUGACUUGUAGACAUAGUGGUGAUGUGAAAAUUGUAAAAUUAUUUGCACCGUGGUGUAAGACGUAAAGCCACUUGGUGUUGGAGGCAGAAGUAGCUCAACCAUUCUUGUCUCCCUGCCGGGGCGUAGCCAGGGGGAGGUCUAUGGUGUCCGGAGCCCUCCUUGUCAGGAAGCAAGGACAGAAUAAGAAAGUUACAGAGCAACUUGGCUACGUAAGGUUCCAGAGAGAUUAUUUUAGGAAUACCGUAAUACUUAGCCUGACAUACCUACCUCAUGCACAAAAUAGGCAGGAAUUGUGUUUCCAAGCAGGGGUUUCCAUACAUGUCAGCCUAUUGUGUGUCUUUCAUACUAACUUGACAUGUGUGUUUCAUGUACUUUAUAAUACUAUUAGUAUAGCUAUAUACAUUCACGUACAUAUAGUAUAUUUGUGUGUGUGUGUGUGUAUGAAUUGCUUAAACAAAAUCAUCAAACAGUUUGACUUAAAAACCAAAAUGUUUCAAAUAAUUAAAUAAAAACUAAAACAUUAAUACAUUCAGUAUUUUUUUCUCAAGCAAAAUCAUUAGUUCCUAAAUUUCAAUGUGGAAAUUUUGGAGUUAAAAGUACUAUUCCCUGAGAUUCUAUAGAUUUUAAAGAAAACUUACUCACAAAAAAAUUAUAGUGUGGUUAUUCUGGACCCCCUCUUUCACAAACAGCCUGACCACGACCUGACAUCUGGAAGGGUUACAUUUUACAUGGAAAUUAUGUGAGCGUUCAGGUAAGAGCAGCCAUGAUGGACACAAGGUUGGAGAGGGAGUUGGCAUUUUGGUUUCUCCAGCAGCGCCCCCUGGCGGUAGGAAGGUAGGAAAGAUUGUGCCGGGAACUUGUAGAUGAGCAGAUCUACAAGCAAAGGGCUGAGAUCAAGUUUUGACUACUAGGCGGUGCAAAACGCAGCACACAGAGAACACCAACACUUCGAGGUUGUAAGUACGGAUACAAACAGUUUUUCCAUUCUACUCUGUGCGACAGCAUCUUUAAAACUGCCAGGUUUGCGACUCCAUUUAAAAGUGAUUAUAAGCACAGCAGGGUUAAUUUACCUUUUCCAUAUCCUUAAAAAGUCCUUCAUUUUAAAUUGUAUUGCUCAUGGGCCUUUAAAUGUCUUUAAAUUUUACUAUAGAUUCUACAACACUCUUCAAUAAUCAAAUUAUUUCAUUUGCAUAGAAACACAUUAUGAUGCAAGAAUUUUUCAAUUUUAUUUUUUCCUCCAGCUGUUUAGUUCCUAAAAUACUAUUUUUGUCAGGGUUUCUUAGCCAGUGGUCAAGCAGCCAAUUUUCAUGUUUAAUUUUCAGACAAUAAUAGUUCUACUUACUUUGAGCUAUUAGUGUAAAAUAAAUUUAUUGAUAUAUAUCCGAAGUCAUUAAAAUCCUUAAUGGGCUUGAAAACUUGUGAAAUUUUUAUCAGUGUAAAUAGGUACAUAAUAGUAAUGUAGUCGCAUGAUGACCUUUUAUGGGAGACUAAUAGGAGCUUUAAGAUCUUCAGACUUGUAUAAAAUUCUGUUCUUGUGGAGUGGGAAAUACGGUAUGUAUGAUCCUCUCUGAGUGUUAGCAGUAGCCUGGUGAAAGUUCUUUCAAACUGCAGAGGAUUGGGAGGGGAGGCAAGGCAGUCGCUCGGAAUGCUCAGGACUCGGUCGCACACUCCGUGUGGAGUUCUUAAUUUUAUCGUAUUUACAUUUCUGAAUUUUUAACUCAAUGCUUUCUUUGAAUUUGUUGUUUUGUCACAAGUAUUUCCAGCAGCUUUUUAACUUAGUGUUAUAUCAUGGGUGUAAAGAAGUUGCGUAAGUGAUAGUAAUUACAAAGAUUUGAAUAAAUCUUUACACCCACUAUACUACACUAAGUGAAUAUAUUUUGGAAAUAUUUGUGACAGAACAACAAAUGCAAGGAAGGUAUCAAGUUGAAAUUCAUGAAAUAGAAUUUAAAUAAAAGUAAUGGUGAAAAAAAAAAUUAAAAUGGCACGUGAGACCGCGCCUUAAGUACAAGGAUUAGGACGUGAUAGGACGCAAGCACAUGACACUAGAGAGGGGAAAAUAAAAUAAAAUGAUCAUCUAAUUAGUAAAGAAAGCAAACACUGUGGACGGUAGGGGCAGCGAGAUUAACUUUCGAAAUAGGGAGACAGCGACUCCGACUAGAAGGAAGCAAAAGCAUGGGAUGUCAGCUGUGAGAUUGCAGUUGGGCAGGGUGCAAGAGAGCUGUUGUUACAAUGUUCGAGCAGUGGAAACUACAUUAUGAAAAUGAAACUAUCUGGAAAAUUAAAGCCAUCCUGGUAGAAUUAAUUUUUCUAAAAAUCUAAAAUGAUUAUUGAGUGCUAUAUUUUCAAUAUCCACCUGGCUCCUAGUGUUUUUUAUGAUUAGGAUGUAUAUUUUUUGACUCGGUAUACUGCAUUUGGAGUUAUUUUGUAAAUGGAAUGUAAAUGUGUAACCACAGUGCUGCCAUCUGUGCGGAUGGCACGAACCAAAAUUCGCAAAUCCAAAAUGAAAUUUUAUAGUAUUAAUUCUUUAAUGAAUUUUAACAAGAUUUUAAUAUUUUUUUUUGUACAUCUGUUCCAAAGCGGGUUUAAUAUUUUUUCAAGUCUUUUUCGCAUUUAUUAGAGCCGUUUCAUUAUAUACAUUAAAAUCUUGCUCUGCAAAUUGAAUGAUUUAAUUGUUGACAUAGCUGCUCCGGCAGCAAAUUCUAGCGACAGAUGUAGAAACCACGUUUGAUUCCAGUACAGAAAUGUAGUUGGAAACAUAAUUUUUGUAUAUUUAUCAUGUUCAGCAUUAUUUUUAAGAAUUCUAUGGUUAAUUUUGUGUCAAGAGUUUCAUAUUAUAAGUUAAUUUGCAACAUGAGAACACAUUAAUUUGCUCGUUACCAAGGUUAGAUGUCAUCACUGGUGAGUACUAAAAACCUAGCUCACAUUUUUUUUGUCUCAAUGAUGUGUGUGAAGAUAAUCUUUGGAUACUUACGAAAACCUAACCAGUUGUAUUACCUUGUUUACUCUCAUGAUGAUCCAGAGUUUAAUAAAAUAGUAUAGUGUGUUAAAUAUUUUGUGUCCGGACUCUGUGAAUACGUAAUAAAUAUUUGUGAUGCUUUGAUUGAAAUUUUAACAUUCAUUUUGUUUGUGGGCUCCUAAAAAGUUAUGGAAAAAAAAAGAAGAAAAUCUUUUGUGUGUUAACAUAGUUUAUUUUAAUGUUUCUCUUGUCAUUGACUUAUUAUUACAACACCAUAUGAAUAAAAAAAAUCAAAUUGCAA